CCCCCCUCCCCACCGCACACCCCCCAGCCCAGACUCCGGCCCUGGACCGCGCAUCCCAAGCCUUGCGCCCAGAAGGAGUCUCUGUGUCUCUGUCUCAGGCAACCGUGGAUCUCUUUGUCUGUCUCCGCCUCUCCCAUAUAUUAGAAACAUCUCACUUUCAUGAGGUUGGGAUGAAGAGGCUGGAGGGCCGGCUAGCUGGAGGUCUGCGUGGUAGAGAGGGAACUCCAGUGUCCUCACACUCUCCUCUGAGACACCAUGUUCAACCCGAUGACCCCGCCGCCAGUCAGUAGCUAUGGCGAGCCCUGCUGUCUCCGGCCCCUCCCCAGUCAGGCCCCCAGCAUGGGGACAGAAGGACUGCCUGGUCUGCCCUUCUGCCACCAGGCCAACCUCAUGUCUGGCCCCCACAGUUAUGGGCCAGCUAGAGAGACCAACAGCUGCACCGAGGCCCCACUCUUCCCUCCUCCCCGAGGUUCAGUCAAGUUGACCAAGAAGCGGGCACUCUCCAUCUCGCCUCUGUCAGACGCCAGCCUGGAUCUGCAGACAGUUAUCCGCACCUCACCCAGCUCCCUUGUGGCCUUCAUCAACUCACGCUGUGCAUCUCCCGGGGGCUCCUAUGGUCACCUCUCCAUCGGCACCAUGAGCCCCUCUCUGGGAUUCCCACCCCAGAUGAAUCACCAAAAAGGGACCUCGCCUUCCUUCGGGGUCCAGCCCUGUGGUCCCCAUGACCCCACUCCAGGUGGGAUGAUGCCGCAUCCUCAGUCCCGGGGACCCCUCCCAGCUUGCCAGUGCAGUCUGAGGAGGAAGUCUCUUCCAAACCCAGGGGUUCCAGCUGCUUGGGUGGGGGCACUCAGGGCAGGAAGACCUGGCUGGGCUCCCUCUUCCUUCUGCCCACUUCUACCUUCAUCACCCUCACCUCUUCCCUUGGGGAAGCUGAAGUCUGAGCUGGACCUGCUGGUUAGCAAGUGCCCAGAGGAGCCCUUGGAGGGCGAUAUGUCCAGCCCCAACUCCACAGGCACACAGGAUCCCCUGCUGGGGAUGUUGGAUGGGCGGGAGGACCUGGAGAGAGAGGAGAAGCCUGAGCCUGAGUCUGUGUAUGAGACUGACUGCCGCUGGGAUGGCUGUAGCCAGGAAUUUGACUCCCAGGAGCAGCUGGUGCACCACAUCAACAGUGAGCACAUCCAUGGGGAGCGGAAGGAGUUCGUGUGCCAUUGGGGGGGCUGCUCCAGGGAGCUGAGGCCCUUCAAAGCCCAGUACAUGCUGGUGGUGCACAUGCGCAGACACACGGGGGAGAAGCCACACAAGUGCACGUUUGAGGGGUGCCGGAAGUCAUACUCACGCCUCGAAAAUCUGAAGACGCACCUGCGGUCACACACGGGUGAGAAGCCGUACAUGUGUGAGCACGAGGGCUGCAGUAAAGCCUUCAGCAAUGCCAGUGACCGAGCCAAGCACCAGAAUCGGACCCACUCCAAUGAGAAGCCGUAUGUUUGUAAGCUCCCUGGCUGCACCAAACGCUACACAGAUCCCAGCUCGCUCCGGAAACACGUCAAGACAGUGCAUGGUCCUGAUGCCCAUGUGACCAAGCGGCACCGAGGAGACGGCCCCCUGCCCAGGGCACCGUCCCUGUCCACAGUGGAGCCCAAGAGGGAGCAGGAUGGAGGCCCCAUCAGGGAGGAGAGCAGACUGACCGUGCCGGAGGGGGCCGUGCUUCGUGGAAAAGGAACUUCUUCUCCACAUUUUCAGAUGACGAAACUCAGGCAUAUAGACAAAUGGUCCAAGGUCACCGAACUAAGUGCAAAUUUGAGCCCAGGCAGUCUGUGCUCCAACCUAGGCUCUUCUCAUCAACAUCUCUCCAGUUUGCCCCCUCUCCUCACCCGCUCAGCCCUCCCUACACCUAAGCCACAGCCCAGCCCUGGGGCCCAGUCGUCCUGCAGCAGCGACCACUCCCCAGCAGGCAGUGCGGCCAAUACAGAUAGUGGUGUGGAAAUGACUGGAAAUGCAGGGGGCAGCACUGAGGACCUGUCCAGCUUGGAUGAGGGGCCUUGCAUUGCUAGCACUGGUCUGUCCACUCUUCGACGCCUUGAGAACCUCAGACUGGACCAGCUACAUCAACUUCGGCCGAUGGGACCUCGGGGCCUCAAACUGCCCAGCCUGACCCAUACUGGCACCGCUGUGUCCCGCCGCCUCGGCCCCCCAGUUUCUCUUGACCGCCGCAGCAGCAGCUCCAGCAGCGUCAGUUCAGCCUAUACCGUCAGCCGCCGCUCCUCCCUGGCCUCCCCUUACCCCCCUGGCUCCCCGCCCGAGAACGGGGCAUCCUCUCUGCCCGGCCUCACCCCUGCCCAGCACUACCUGCUCCGGGCAAGAUAUGCUUCAGCUAGGACAGGUGGUACCCCACCCACAGCAGCACCCAGCCUGGAUCGGAUGGGGAGCCUUCCUGCACCUCCCUGGAGAAGCCGAGCUGAGUAUCCAGGAUACAACCCCAGCGUAGGGGUCACCCGGAGGGCCAGUGACCCGGCCCGGGCUGUUGACCGCCCUGCCCCAGCCAGAGUCCAGCGGUUCAAGAGCUUGGGCUGUGUCCACACGCCCCCCACCAUGGCAGGGGGAGGACGGAACUUCGAUCCCCAACUCCCAACUGCCGUCUACUCACCACAGCCCCCCAGCAUCACUGAGAAUGUCGCCUUGGAUACCAGAGGGCUGCAGGAGGAGCCAGAAGGUGGGACCUCCAUGAUAGGCAGUGGCCUAAACCCCUAUAUGGACUUCCCAUCCACUGAUACUUUGGGAUAUGGGGAACCUGAGGGGGCAGCGGCUGAACCUUAUGGAGCUAGGGGUCCAGGCUCCCUGCCUCUUGGGCCUGGUCCACCCACCAAUUAUGGGCCAAACCCCUGUCCCCCGCAGGUCUCCUAUCCUGAACCCCCCCCAGAACCAUGGGCUGAGUUCCCUUCCCACUCCGGGCUGUACCCAGGCCCCAAGGCUCCAGCUGGAGUCUACAGUCAGUGUCCUCGUCUUGAACAUUACGGACAAGUGCAGGUCAAGCCAGAACAGGGGUGUCCAGUGGGUUCUGAUUCCACAGGACUGGCGCCCUGCCUCAAUGCUCAGCCCGGUGAUGGGCCUCCUCGCCCACAGCCUCUGUUCUCCCACUACCCCCAGCCUCCGCCUCCCCAAUAUCCCCAGGCAGGUGCCUAUACCCAGCCACCCCCUGAUUAUCUUCCUUCAGAGCCCAGGCCUGGCCUGGAUUUUGAUUCCCCCACUCACUCCACAGGGCAACUCAAGGCUCAGCUGGUGUGUAAUUAUGUUCAGUCUCAACAGGAACUGCUCUGGGAGGGUGGGGGCAGGGGAGAUCCCCCAGUCCAGGAACCUCUCUACCAGAGUCCCAAGUUUCUAGGGGGUUCCCAGGUUAGCCCAAGCCCUGGCAAGGGUCCAAUGGCCACAUAUGGACCUGGCUUUGCACCUAACUUGCCCAAUCACAAGUCGGGCUCCUAUCCCGCCCCUCCACCCUGCCAUGAAAAUUUUGCAGUGGGGGCAAACAAGGCCCCCCAUAGGGCAACAGCACCACCCCGACUUCUGCCCCCACUGCCCACUUGCUAUGGGACCCUCAAGGCAGGGAGCACCAACCCCAGUUGUGGUCAUCCUGAAGUGGGCAGGCUGGGAGGGGGUCCUGCCUUGUACGCUCCUCCUGAAGGGCAGGUGUGCAACCCUCUGGACUCUCUUGACCUUGACAACACUCAGCUGGACUUUGUGGCUAUUCUGGAUGAGGCCCAGGGGCUGAGUCCUCCCCCUUCUCAUGAUCAGGGGGACAGCUCUGAACACACCCCACCUCCCUCUGGGCCCCCCAACAUGGCUGUGGGCAACAUGAGUAUCUUACUGGGAUCCCUGCCUGGGGAGACACAAUUCCUCAACUCUAGCACCUGAAGAGUGAGGAAUCCCAGGAAUCCCAGAUCCAUUUCCUAAGGGGUUUCCAUUCCCUCAGAGAAGUUGGGAUGAGGAGCCAUAGCCCCCUGGGAUGCCCCCGGGAUGGGAGGUAUGGGUUGGGGCUCUAUACCUUCUGUAUAUGUUUUGGGGAGGAAUUUGAUAAUGACACUGUUUCUGGAUAAUAAAGGAACUGCAUCAGAAAGC
This is a messenger RNA of Leptonychotes weddellii (Weddell seal), 4110 nucleotides long. It is a transcript of the gene GLI1, whose product is annotated as GLI family zinc finger 1. Gene Ontology annotation, molecular function: RNA polymerase II cis-regulatory region sequence-specific DNA binding; DNA-binding transcription factor activity, RNA polymerase II-specific. Gene Ontology annotation, cellular component: nucleus. The record is from RefSeq and is a predicted model, not a curated record. Gene Ontology annotation, biological process: regulation of transcription by RNA polymerase II; smoothened signaling pathway. NCBI's taxonomy places the organism in Eukaryota, Metazoa, Chordata, Mammalia, Carnivora, Phocidae.